Messenger RNA from Clunio marinus, 1929 nucleotides. NCBI's taxonomy places the organism in Eukaryota, Metazoa, Arthropoda, Insecta, Diptera, Chironomidae. The record is from the annotation of a GenBank genome assembly.
AUGAAGGCUUUUCUUCUUGCUGUAGUCUUAACGGCUUUGUUUCUGACACAAUCAUAUGCUGCCCCUUCGGAACCAAUAGGUGAGAUUAAAGUAGUUUUGGAAGAUAUUAAAAAUGAAGCUGAAGGCAACAAGACUAUUGAAGACUCCACUCGGUCAAAAAAAAGUCCAGCACCUAAAACUGUGUGCCAGCAAAUGAAAGAUUCACAAGGUAUCUCAUAUUUACAAUGUUCAGAUGACUUGGUUUCUCAAUCUGCAGAUUCUGAGUCAGCUGGUUCAAGCUCAUAUUCAUCCUACUCGUCCGCUCCCUCUUCUUAUGGUUCAUCCUCAGGUUACAAUGCACCGCAGCAGUCAUACAAGCCCGAAAGCUAUGGUUCAGGAGGUUCAAGCUAUUCAGGAUCUUCUAACAAACCUUCAAGCUAUGGCGGUUCAGCUCCAGCGUACGCAAUGCAAUCCUAUAAGCCAAGUUAUGGGCAAUCAGCACAAUCGUAUUCAGCUCCAGCUCAUGCUGCCUAUUCAGCACCAGCUCAAUCUUCCUAUUCAGCUCCAGCUCAUGCAUCUUACUCAGCUCCAACCCAAUCAUACUCAGCUCCAGCUCAUGCGUCCUAUUCAGCCCCUGCUCAAGCUUCCUACUCAGCUCCAGCUCAUUCUUCAUAUUCUGCACCAGCACAAUCCUACUCAGCUCCAGCUCAUGCGUCCUAUUCAGCCCCAGCUCAAGCUUCCUACUCAGCUCCAGCACAUUCUUCAUAUUCUGCACCAGCACAAUCCUACUCAGCCCCAGCUCAUGCGUCUUAUUCAGCCCCAGCUCAAGCCUCAUACUCAGCUCCAGCACACGCUUCCUAUUCAGCUCCAGCUCAAUCCCAUUCAACAUAUUCUGCAGCUGCUUCUUACAAACCAAGCUACAGUGCGUCAUCAUCAUCAUCGUCAUAUGGAGGUUCCUCGUACUCUGUCCCUUCACACUCUUCAUACUCCGCUCCUUCUUCUCACAAGGCUACAAGUUACGGUGGCUCAGCAUCAUCUUAUGGUGGCUCAUCAUCUUCUUAUGGUGGCUCAUCAUAUAAACCUGCUCAAUCUUAUGGCGGUGGUUCUUAUGGUGGUGGUUCUUAUGGUGGCUAUCGGGAAAAUCAAAUGGGAAUGAGAUCUGCUUAUGGUUCAUCAUCUGCCUCAUCGUACUCUCAAAAACCUUCAUAUGGAUCUGCUAACAUGGCACCUGCUCAAUCCUACUCAUAUUCCUCGCCAGCUCCAACAAUGCCAUGCUCGAGUAAUUUGAUGUUCAGCUGUGACCCCCAAGUAGCACCAGUUCCUUGUGGUGCCGUUUCAUAUGCUCCAUCAAAGCCAAGCUAUUCAUCCCCAGCAGCAUCAUAUCAUGCCCCAGCAGCCUCUCAUAGCUACUCAGCACCAGCAGCCUCUCAUAGCUACUCGGCACCAGCAGCACAAUCUUAUUCAGCCCCAGCAGCCCCAAGCUACUCAGCACCAGCUGCCUCUCAUAGUUACUCGGCACCAGCAGCCUCUCAUAGCUAUUCAGCACCAGCAGCCCCAAGCUACUCAGGACCAGCAGCACAAUCUUACUCAGCCCCUGCAGCCCAAAGCUAUUCAGCCCCAGCAGCCCCAAGCUAUUCAGCCCCAGCAGCACAAUCUUAUUCAGCCCCUGCAGCCCAAAGCUAUUCAGUCCCAGCAGCCCCAAGCUAUUCAGCCCCAGCAGCACAAUCUUACUCAGCCCCUGCAGCCCAAAGCUAUUCAGCCCCAGUAGCCCCAAGCUAUUCAGCCCCAGCAGCACAAUCUUACUCAGCCCCUGCUGCCCCAAGUUAUUCAUCUUCAAACCCUGCUGCUUCCAGCUACAGACAAACCGAAGCGGAAAAUGAUUCUCCAAACACCAAUUUACCAACACAACCAAGCUCAACAUUGGAGGAUGAUGUAAAAAAAGAUUGGUAG